UGCGGAAAUAUGGGUCUGUUUGACCGCGGGGUUCAGAUGCUGCUGACCACGGUUGGCGCCUUCGCAGCGUUCAGCCUCAUGACCAUCGCGGUGGGCACGGACUACUGGCUCUACUCUCGCGGCGUGUGCAAGAUCAAGAGCAACAACGAGAACGAGACGAGCAAAAAGAACGAGGAGGUCAUGACCCAUUCGGGGCUGUGGCGGACUUGUUGUCUGGAAGGUAACUUUAAAGGGCUGUGUAAACAGAUAGACCACUUCCCUGAAGACGCCGACUACCAAGCCGAUGCAGGGGAAUACUUCCUACGUGCGGUGCGGGCGUCGAGCAUCUUCCCGAUCCUCAGUGUUAUCAUGCUCUUCAUGGGCGGCCUGUGCAUCGCCGCCAGCGAGUUCUACAAGGCGCGACACAACAUCAUCCUUAGCGCGGGGAUCUUCUUCGUGUCGGCGGGCCUGAGCAACAUCAUCGGCAUGAUCGUCUACAUAUCAGCCAACGCCGGCGACCCCUCCAAGAGCGACAGCAAGAAGAACAGCUACUCGUACGGCUGGAGCUUCUACUUCGGCGCCUUGUCCUUCAUCAUGGCCGAGAUGGUGGGCGUGCUCGCCGUGCACAUGUUCAUCGACCGGCAUCGGGAGCUGCGAGCUGCCGCCGCGCGCGGCGGCGGAGGUCCGCCGGACUACCUCCAGGGCUCGGCCAUCACGCGCAUCCCCAGCUACCGCUACCGCUACCGCCGGCGCUCCUCCUCCUCCCGCUCCACCGACCCCUCGCACUCCCGCGAUACCUCGCCCGUCGGCCUGAAGGGCUUCGGCGCGCUGCCCUCCACCGAGAUCUCCAUGUACACGCUCAGCCGCAGCGGAGGAGGAGGAGGUGGAGGUGGCGUCAUCGGGAGUGGAGACACGCUCAAAGGCUCGCACGGCACGCCCACGGCUACGUACAACUCCGAGAGAGACCACAACUUCCUGCAGGUCCACAACUGCAUCCCCAAGGACCAGAAGGACUCUGGUGGGAAUGCGGCUAACCGCCGUACCACGCCCGUAUGA
Messenger RNA from Engraulis encrasicolus (European anchovy), 1035 nucleotides. RefSeq names its product voltage-dependent calcium channel gamma-2 subunit-like. Gene Ontology annotation, molecular function: channel regulator activity; voltage-gated calcium channel activity. Lineage: Eukaryota; Metazoa; Chordata; Actinopteri; Clupeiformes; Engraulidae. Gene Ontology annotation, biological process: calcium ion transport; neurotransmitter receptor transport, postsynaptic endosome to lysosome; transmission of nerve impulse. Gene Ontology annotation, cellular component: AMPA glutamate receptor complex; postsynaptic density membrane. The record is from RefSeq and is a predicted model, not a curated record. Bases 10 to 1035 code for a protein of 341 amino acids. The transcript is spliced from 5 exons.